AUGGCACCAGACUCCCUGCCGACGACUCCAAUUAUAAGGAGGACGGACACCACACCAAAAGUAGUCCACCCUCAGCUUCCUAGCAUAGAGGAUAUCUGUGGCACACUGAGGGCACUGGCAGCUUACGAAGGGUUGUGGGAUCUCCUCAGAACAAAGAUCUACUACUCUGACUACUCCUCUCUUGUUGUUGGUACCCCGUCGGACUAUCAAUCUGCAAAACAAAGCCUCUACUUAUUCUGGGACGAAGAAGAGGAAGAUGACGAGGAUAUCGCUCGGCUGUUGUCUCACAUCCCGGCCCUCGACUGGAGCAGACCUGUGUUCCUUUCUCUGUCGCCUCUCAGUCUCGUACGGAAGGUAAGUUGCCUCCCAGUAGUCAGUGAGGACGAAGAAUUCGAAAGAAACUGUGAAGCCUUUCAGUCCUUGUGGAGGCUUCCUUCAAGGACCCCGAAAGACAGAGGAGGAUUGAACAGAAACGGACAUGCCGAUCCCCCAAUUCGUAAAGGUCGAGAGCUUCUUGACUUCGGUUUGUUGGGCCACGGUCUGUUGAAGCCUAGUGAGGCGUUUAUUCUCCAGCUGUACGUCAUGUCUUCUCUGCCCAGUAUUGACAUAAGACUCCCAAAAGGCUUCGAUUUCCGCGACCUGACUGAGGAACACGCGGAAUUCCUCUUAGACUACUGGGAGUACAAACACGCCAGUACCCCGCACAAAUACAGGUGCAUGAGGAGGGUACUUCCGGGCAUUGGCGUCUUCAAGACUAGCGAUGGAAAUGCCAACAACGAAGGAGCAGAGAAUGGGGACCAACCCGUAGCCUGGGCUCAACUGAGUUUUUGGAACAUGUAUACGAACACGUUCACCCUACCUCAGUAUCGUCGCCAGGGUCUGGCCGCUAUGGCUACGUUGGCGCUGGCUCGGAAGUCUCUGGAAAAGACGGGGUUGGCGCUCGCUCCCAUAUCCGCUAACAAUGCGCCAUCUGCGGGAAUGCAUCUGAAAUUGGGUUUCAAGCCAUCUAUAGUCAUUGCCAACCAAAGUUAUAGUCCGUGAGCAACGUUUUACAGUUAUCUGAAAAAUUUCCGAAGCAGGUAACAACUUGAUAUCUUUCAAGGAACACCGUUAGGGGUGUUGCUCAGGAAACAAAAGGUAACGGCUAAUAUUUAGACAAUAGAUAUGAAGAGAACAUUUACCAGAUAGCCUCUUCAUUGUUAGAACUCUCAAUGAAUUUUUCACCUUUCACAUAUAUGCGGUAUAUAUGUCUGUUUUAAUAAUAUAGGAAGCUGUGUAAAGCCAGAAGGUUGCCACAUAACUAGUUUUAGCAGAUAUGUCGAGACCUACUGUAUUCAAUGAUCA
Macrobrachium nipponense is the source of this 1344-nucleotide messenger RNA. RefSeq lists its product as uncharacterized. The coding region runs from base 1 to 1041 and encodes 346 amino acids. Gene Ontology annotation, molecular function: acyltransferase activity, transferring groups other than amino-acyl groups. Lineage: Eukaryota; Metazoa; Arthropoda; Malacostraca; Decapoda; Palaemonidae. The transcript has 6 exons. The record is from RefSeq and is a predicted model, not a curated record.